Molecule: messenger RNA, 801 nt
Organism: Teleopsis dalmanni
Lineage: Eukaryota; Metazoa; Arthropoda; Insecta; Diptera; Diopsidae
Product: cytochrome b5 domain-containing protein 1
Exons: 3
Coding region: 66-683 (205 amino acids)
Source: RefSeq, a predicted model, not a curated record
UAUCUGUAUCUAAAAAUUUAAUUGUUCCGGAAUUUCUUUUGAAAUUAAAAUUUUUAAAAUUUGCAAUGAAGACCAUAAAAAUUUACAAGCGCGAUGAAGUCGCUCCACAUAAUAAACUUGAUGACUUUUGGGUCAUUUUUUAUGGCAAGGUGUUGAAUUUGACACCAUUUAUUCAGGACAGACUUUUUACAUGGAACUGCAAUUUAUCCUAUUUAGCUGCAUUUGGGGGUAAGGACAUUUCACACUUUUUUUAUGAGAACGGAGAGCCUAUAACUGAAAUAUCUGGACGUUCAGGCGUAAUACGUGUAGUAUUUACACCUAUUCUUGAGACCGCAAGAACUGCGACAGCUAAAUCUAUUAAUGACUUGUGGACCAGAGAUCCAUUGUAUCAUAUUGGCAACAUAACAGCAUGUGUUCGUACUGUACGUAUUGUUAAUACAUUCAUAAAUACUGAAGUCAAAAUGGUUGUUAAUGAAGAGGAUACAUUGGGUAAAAUAUUUAGAAUGUAUAAGAAUAAGUAUAAUCACCAUGCUAGUAGCUACUUGUGGCGUAAAUUUGUUAAUAAUGUUAAAACGCCGAUUGAUUUUUCCACAAACUUGACAGGAAAUGGUUUUCCUCCAGAUGAUGACUACUUGGCUCCAUCCAUUUUUCUUUACUUCACCGAUGAUUUCACAGUAGCUUAGAUUUAAAAAGUAUAUCAAGAGUGUGAUAAGUUUUAUGAAUAGAAACCUCAAAUAUAAUACAUUGAGAAUUUGUUUUAUUUGUAAUAAACGUCGCAUCGAAUUUAGAAUAUACCAAAUA